AUGCAAGGCUCGAUUUUUCCAGCACGGUUUUCCCUUGGGCUUCAGGCUCUCCCGCUGGUGCAGCUCCGGGUGGUUUGGGUGUGGAGCUACGCCAGCCUCCACCCGCUCAGGAUCCGGCCCUGGAAGCUGUGGAGUUGCAGUCACAGUUGGAGCAGGGCUGUCUUGGUGUCCCAUCUCUGUCCCCCUCUCCCGCCUCCGCUGAACCCCAGCUCCUCGCCCGGAGGAAGGGUGCACGUUGUGGGCAUCUCCCAUCCACCGAAAUCUAUGAUCAGCUCGGUGUGUGUCUCCUCCUACCGUGGACGCAAGUCGGGGAACAAACCACCCUCCAAAACAUGCCUGAAGGAAGAGAUGGGCAAAGGGGAAGAGUCGGACAAGAUCACCAUCAAUGUAGGUGGCACCCGGCAUGAGACCUACAAAAGCACCCUACGGACUUUGCCGGGCACCCGCCUGGCCUGGCUGGCUGACCCCGAUGCCCAGAGCAACUUUGACUUUGAUGGCAAAAGCAACGAGUUCUUCUUCGACCGUCACCCCGGGAUCUUCUCCUACGUGCUCAACUACUACCGCACCGGGAAGCUGCACUGCCCCGCGGACAUCUGCGGGCCCCUCUUCGAGGAGGAGCUGACCUACUGGGGCAUCGACGAGACGGACGUGGAGCCCUGCUGCUGGAUGACCUACCGCCAGCACCGCGACGCCGAAGAGGCCCUGGAUAUCUUUGAGAGUCCCGAGCCUGGUGGAGGGGCUGGCGGAGAGGAGCCUGAAGAGGAAGGGGGUAGGGAGAUGGCCCUUCAGCGCCUGGGCAUGGAUGACAGGCCCCCAGGGGCGGCGGGGGCUGCUGGAGGGGGUGGCUGCUGCCGGAAUUGGCAGCCCAAGAUGUGGGCGCUCUUUGAGGACCCCUACUCGUCCAAGGCGGCAAGGGUGGUUGCUUUCGCCUCGCUUUUCUUCAUCCUGGUCUCCAUCACAACCUUCUGCCUGGAGACGCACGAGGCCUUCAACAUUGAUGUCAACGUGACGGAGACCCUGGUGGUCGGCAACACCACGACGGUCCUGCUGACACACAAAGUGGAGACGGAGCCCAUUCUCACCUACAUCGAAGGGGUCUGCGUGCUCUGGUUCACCCUCGAGUUCCUGGUUCGCAUCAUCUGCUGCCCAGAUAAGCUUCUCUUCAUUAAAAACCUGCUCAACAUCAUUGACUUCGUGGCCAUCUUGCCCUUCUACCUGGAGGUGGGUCUCAGUGGCCUGUCCUCCAAAGCUGCCCGGGACGUGCUGGGCUUCCUACGGGUGGUGCGCUUCGUCCGGAUCCUCCGGAUCUUCAAGCUGACACGGCACUUUGUGGGUCUCCGGGUGCUGGGCCACACGCUCCGGGCCAGCACCAACGAAUUCCUGCUCCUCAUCAUCUUCCUCGCCUUGGGGGUCUUGAUUUUCGCCACUAUGAUCUACUACGCCGAGAGGAUCGGAGCCAAGACGUCCGACCCCACCGGGAGCGACCACACUCACUUUAAGAACAUCCCCAUCGGGUUCUGGUGGGCCGUGGUCACGAUGACGACCCUGGGCUAUGGUGACAUGUACCCCAAGACCUGGUCGGGGAUGGUGGUGGGGGCCCUGUGCGCCCUGGCCGGGGUGCUGACCAUCGCCAUGCCCGUGCCCGUCAUCGUCAAUAACUUUGGGAUGUACUAUUCAUUGGCCAUGGCCAAGCAGAAGCUGCCAAAGAAGAAGAAAAAGCAUAUACCCCGUCCGGCCCCGCUGGACUCCCCCACCUAUGGCAAAUCCGAGGAGAACUCCCCCCGGAACAGCACCCAGAGCGACACGUGCCCGUUGGCAGUAGAGGAGGGGGCGACUGAGCGGAAGCGGUCAGACUCCAAGCAGAACGGUGAGGCCAACGUGGUGCUGUCGGAUGAGGAGCAGCCGCUGUCCCCGACGGACGAGGAGAAGCGGCCAAUGCGGCGCUCCAGCACCCGGGACAAGAACAAGAAAUCCUCCACGUGCUUCCUGCUGGCCACGGGGGACUUCUCGUGUGCAGCGGAUGGAGGCAUCCAGAAAGAUUCCUGCCAGGACACCCUCGCUUCCAGUUACCCCCAGGGUGAGGUGGUCACCUUCUCCUGAGCCCCAGCUGGAUGCAGGCAGCACCCUGGCACGGGAUGCCUUCUCCGAGGGGGAGGGAUGUGUAUCCCGAGGGAUGCUCUCCCUUAGGCCAAGGGAUGCUCUUCCUAAGGCUAAAGGAUGCAUUCCCCCAGGGAUGUCCUCCCCAAAGCCCAGGGAUGCUUUCCCUCAGGCUGGGACAUGCAUUCCUCUAGGGAUGCUCUCCCUGGGGCCAAGGGAUGCUCUUCCCAAGGGAGAUGCUCUCCCCAGGGCUGAGGGAUGCUCCCCCCAAAGCCCAGGGAUGCUCUCCCCAAGGCCGGGACGUUCAUUCCCCCAGGGAUGCUCCCCCAAGGCCGAGGGAUGCUCUUUCCCCAAAGCUCCAGCUCCAUCCCUGGGAGGGGGGGUGGCAGCUGGGUCCCCCCAAGAGGUGCCACAGAGCAGCAGGGCCGGGAGGGAGGUUGGGGACAGCCCCAUUCCCCUUCCUGGUGCCAGCCCUGCCACGGCCAUGCUGCCCCAGCACCCCCAGGGCUGCCCCCUCCCCUUGCCCACGCUUUCGGCUGCACCUCACCCCCCACCUCUGGAGAUCCAGCUGCUCACCGGGACAUCUCCACCCGCGGCUGCGCCCGUGCUCUGACCCCUCCAUCGUCACACGGCCACCCGGAACCCUCCCCCGGGGUGCCAAAGGCUCCGCUCCAGGUGCCACCAUCGCCCCCUCCCACGGGGCCUGAGCCCACGGGCACGCAGGGCCGAGCGGGGCGGUCGGGGUGCGGGGAUGGGGAUGGGAAGCAAUAGGAGACCGAGGUGUGGGGAUCCCGGCUGGCCUGGAGGGGUCAGGGUCCUUCCAACGCUGUUCCAUAUCUCUGUGACCAAGGCAAUACUACUCCUGUCUCCGUCUGUCCUGUUCGCAUGCCUGUCCAACGUGUAGAGUUCCAAUAAAGACAUCCACGAGCUGAGUCAGCUCCCGUA
Corvus hawaiiensis (hawaiian crow) is the source of this 3042-nucleotide messenger RNA. RefSeq names its product potassium voltage-gated channel subfamily C member 4 (gene KCNC4). Gene Ontology annotation, cellular component: axon; dendrite membrane; voltage-gated potassium channel complex. The record is from RefSeq and is a predicted model, not a curated record. Lineage: Eukaryota; Metazoa; Chordata; Aves; Passeriformes; Corvidae. Gene Ontology annotation, molecular function: protein binding; delayed rectifier potassium channel activity. The transcript has 5 exons. The coding region runs from base 1 to 2100 and encodes 699 amino acids. Gene Ontology annotation, biological process: potassium ion transmembrane transport; protein homooligomerization.